Messenger RNA from Bombyx mori (domestic silkworm), 1682 nucleotides. RefSeq names its product neuropeptide receptor A18 (gene NGR-A18). Gene Ontology annotation, cellular component: plasma membrane. Gene Ontology annotation, molecular function: G protein-coupled receptor activity. Gene Ontology annotation, biological process: G protein-coupled receptor signaling pathway. NCBI's taxonomy places the organism in Eukaryota, Metazoa, Arthropoda, Insecta, Lepidoptera, Bombycidae. The record is from RefSeq and is marked provisional.
UUGAUUUGAGUAACUUAUCACUAAAUAGAUAAAAUAGAGGUGUUGGCUUAACGUCACUAACAAUGUGACAAAUAAAAAUGAUUUAAGGAUAAAGUAACAAGUGCCGAGAACUUGUUGAAGACGUGCGUAUGGUGAGAAUGUGGCGCUCUCCCCCCAGACGGGCGGGGGGCGGAGUUCCACACCCGUACAAUGCACCUAUGCAGCGUCGACGCACCCCUCCCGCCACCUGCCUAUUUAAGGGCUUGCUCAGAAAUUCACGCUGUCAGUUCCCGCCGAAUCCCGGCGGCGACCGGUCGUUAUGUGCCCUCUGCCCGCGAACGAAACCGAUUAUUAUCUUGAAAGUUCAGAGUAUUUUAAUGCCACUUCGUCUUAUAUCUCUGCCGUAAACGAGACUUUUUUUGAUAUUGCUACAGAAAAUAUUGCAACUCUUUUGAACGUUUACUAUACGCCGCUGCUGGUGGCGCUCGGUUGCAUCGGUAAUCUUCUUUCGGUAUUCGUUUUCUAUCGGACUAAGUUGCGACUGCAGUCCACCAGCCAGUACCUAACGGCACUGGCUUUAUCAGACACCGUUUUUCUGUUUCAACUGAUCCCCCCUUGGCUGAACGCGGUUGAAGUUACCGGUUUAUUUUACAAACACGGCUUUUGCCAAAUCUUUGUUUAUGUCACGUACGUGAGUUGCUGCAUGAGCUCGUGGCUCGUGGUCGCCUUUACGGUAGAACGUUUCGUCGCGGUGCUGUACCCGCUCCGACGCAAUGCUCUGUGCACGGUCACUCGCGCCCGUCACAUUAUCUUCACUGUUCUCUUGGCGUCAUCGCUCAUCAACCUGCCGGUGCUGCGGUUCGCGGUUCCCUCGAAAAAUGAUUGCAACAUAGAUUUCGAGUACUUAGACCAGGCGGCGCGGUUCAACCUUGUCGAUACGGCGCUGUCGUUUUCUGUACCCCUAUUUUUAAUCACAAUAUUGAACACAUGGAUAAUGAUCGGCGUGUGGAAGCUCGAGCGGCAACGGCGUCAGAUCAUGAAGGAGGAGAUGGAGAGGGCCCGCGCGCGACCGUAUCGCACCACGGGGUGCCCGCGCUCUCAGCACCGAGUCACCCGCAUGCUUCUCAUCGUGUCGUCGGUGUUCGUCGUGCUCAACCUGCCCGCCUACACGAUGCGAAUCUUGGCCUAUGCAUAUAAUAUGAACGAAGAAGAGUACAGCGGUCGGUGGGCGGCGGUUCAGCAGCUGAGCUUACUGUUCUUCAACACCAACUUCGGUAUCAACUUCAUGUUGUAUUGCUUGAGCGGGCAAAACUUUCGUCGUGCGGUGCAGCAAACACUACCGUGCCUGAGGAAGCGUGCGGACCAUCGGGCGGCGCGGCGAGCCACGCAGACCAGACCGGGCAGUGGAUCAAGUAAGUAGCUCCCGAUAUCAAACGCAUUUAUACGUAGAUUUUUUUUUGUUAAAUUACUGGUGGUAGGACCUCUUGUGAGUCCGCACGGGUAGGUACCACCGCCCUGCCUAUUUCUGCUGUGAAGCAAAUAAUGCGUUUCGGUUUGAAGGGUGGGGUAGCCGUUGUAACUAUACUGAGACCUUAGAACUUAUAUCUCAAGGUGGGUGACGCAUUUACGUCGUAGAUGUCCAUAGGCUCCAGUAAUCACAUAACACCAGGUGGGCUGUGAGCUUGUUCACCCAACUCAGCAAU